Messenger RNA from Maniola jurtina (meadow brown), 968 nucleotides. RefSeq lists its product as uncharacterized. The transcript has a single exon. NCBI's taxonomy places the organism in Eukaryota, Metazoa, Arthropoda, Insecta, Lepidoptera, Nymphalidae. Gene Ontology annotation, cellular component: extracellular region. Gene Ontology annotation, molecular function: hormone activity. The coding region runs from base 170 to 916 and encodes 248 amino acids. The record is from RefSeq and is a predicted model, not a curated record.
ACGUCACUGCAUAAUUAGAGAACAAGGAAACAACCCCACGUGUAUCAAACUGACAUCCAAGUAUGAGAUAAUUAUCACAAACUACCCACAUAUACACUGCGUAUUCAGGUCUCAUUAGGAUCACCUUAGCUCACUGAAUAUUAAUGACCUAAAUUAGAGUAUAAAACCCAUGAAUUUCCCUCCCUGUAUCACACUUCAACCACCGCAUCCAUCGAAGAACUACCUACUAUCAAAAAAAUCCCAAGAAAAUCCAAUCAAAAUGAAGAUCCAGAUUUUGGUAAUCCUCACCGUGAUUGCAUUAAUGUGCCUCUCUUCUGAAGCUCAAGUACGAAAAUACUGUGGCAGACGACUCGCCGUGGCAUUGGCUCUAAUCUGUGAGGAACCAUCUACAUCAGAUAAAAGGUCCUCUAACAAAAGAAAUCAAGAAAAGAGUUCCUCAAACUACAAAGACCCUAAAAACAGGUACUCAAACUUUAAGGACUCAGAAAAGAGGUCCACAUACUCUAUAGAGGAAGAAAUGAGUCCUUCAUACUCUGACGAUUCAGAAAAGAGCUUGUUAAACUACAUGGACCAAAAAACCAGGCUCGCCAACUCAGCAAAAAGGUCUAUGAAUCUUGAGAUCAUGUCUUUAAACUCUAUUGACCAAGAAACGACUUCAGAAAAUUCUGUACUUUCAGACAAGAGGAUCAUAAACACUUUAGACUCAGAAAAGAGAUCUUCAAACUCUAUUGCCUCGGAAAAGAGGUACCCAUACUCUAUUGACUCAGAAGAGAGGUAUCCAAACUCUAUUGAUUAUGAGUACGAUUGGAAGGUCGCUCCACAGAAAGCAAGAGGUAUGGGGAGAGGGAAACGGCAGAUUGUGAGUGAGUGCUGUGACAAACCAUGCUCUCUUGAUGAACUAAAAACCUACUGUUGAUUUCUACUGGUAAUGUAAACGUUAAGUAAAAUAAAAGUUGUAAGUUAUUACU